AUGUAUCGAUUAAUAAUACGUUCCAUAUUUAAUCAAAAUUUAUUUUUAAAACGAUACUCAUCUAAUUCAAAUAAUUAUAUUAAUGUUACAAUCAUAGAUCGUGAUGAAAAAUUAAUUAAUGCUAAAGCUAAAAUAGGUUCAAAUAUGCUUGAUGUUGUUUUGGAUAAUAAAUUAGAUAUUGAUGGAUUUGGAGCAUGUGAAGGUACACUUGCUUGUUCAACAUGUCAUGUUGUACUUGAUAGUGAAAAUUAUAAAACACUACCAGAACCAGUUGAAGAAGAAAAUGAUAUGUUAGAUUUAGCAUUUGGUUUAACACCAACAUCACGACUUGCAUGUCAAAUUAUAGUUGAACCAAGAAUGAAAGAUUGGAUUUUUGUUGUACCAAAAGAUGUGAACGAUCAACGGUGA
Rotaria sordida is the source of this 408-nucleotide messenger RNA. NCBI's taxonomy places the organism in Eukaryota, Metazoa, Rotifera, Eurotatoria, Philodinida, Philodinidae. The record is from the annotation of a GenBank genome assembly.